This is a messenger RNA of Erigeron canadensis, 2014 nucleotides long. Its product is annotated as probable polyol transporter 4. The coding region runs from base 174 to 1787 and encodes 537 amino acids. Lineage: Eukaryota; Viridiplantae; Streptophyta; Magnoliopsida; Asterales; Asteraceae. The record is from RefSeq and is a predicted model, not a curated record. Gene Ontology annotation, molecular function: myo-inositol:proton symporter activity. Gene Ontology annotation, biological process: transmembrane transport. The transcript is spliced from 2 exons. Gene Ontology annotation, cellular component: membrane.
UUUCAACUUCUUGAUUUUUUCAACUUUCCAGAUCUGAUCAGAAUAGAUGAAUAAUAUCUAGAUUCCUAUCUGGGUUUUUUUCAACAUAAAUCAAAUAAGAAAACCCAUCAAACGGAUUUGAAUUUGGUUGAGGAAAGUUGUGCGUUUUGGAUUACUAGUUGUACGUGUACAAUAUGGGUGUCCAAGAAAAUGGGAGUGGUGACAUGGGUAUCUCUGGGGUUCCACUUGGAUCCAAAAAUAAAUAUAGAAGAAUGGAUUCUGGGGUCGAUGAUUAUAGCGAUGAUGAUUUGGAAGUUGUACCGUACAAGCAGACACAGCAGGAAAGAAGCACAAGUACAAGAAAAUAUGUUUUUGCUUGUGCUGUUUUUGCAUCUCUCAACAAUGUCCUUCUUGGCUACGAUGUUGGUGUUAUGAGUGGAGCAAUCAUAUUUAUUCAAGAAGAUCUUAAGAUCACAGAGUUUCAAGAAGAAAUUCUUGUGGGAAUUUUGAGUGUCAUCUCUCUAUUGGGCAGUCUAGGCGGUGGUCGUGCCUCAGAUGCUCUUGGCCGGAAAUGGACAAUGGGAAUAGCUGCAGUUAUCUUUCAGAUUGGUGCACUUAUAAUGACCUUAGCUCCUACCUUCCAAGUUCUAAUGAUCGGUCGUCUCCUUGCUGGAAUUGGAAUCGGUUUUGGUGUCAUGAUCGCUCCGGUUUACAUAGCUGAGAUUUCACCAACAAUCUCCAGAGGCUCUUUUACCUCCUUCCCUGAAAUAUUUAUAAAUUUCGGGAUUCUAUUGGGGUAUGUCUCGAAUUAUGCAUUUUCAGGCCUUCCUGCACACAUAAACUGGAGAAUAAUGCUCGCAGUAGGGAUCCUACCAUCGGUUUUUAUAGCAUUUGCGUUAUUCAUUAUCCCGGAAUCUCCUAGAUGGCUAGUGAUGCAAAACCGAAUUGAUGAGGCGAGAUCGGUUCUGCUGAAAACAAUUGAUAUUGAAGCUGAGGUUGAGGAGAGACUAUCAGAAAUCCUCAAGGCAGCUGGAACCGGAAUUGGAGCUGGAGAGAACCCAGAAGAGAAAGCUGUUUGGAGGGAAUUGCUGAGUCCAUCUCCUACUUUAAGGAGAAUGCUGAUCACCGGAUUCGGAAUUCAGUGUUUCCAACAGAUCACAGGAAUCGACGCGACGGUAUACUACAGUCCGGAGAUUCUUCAAACUGCAGGAAUUCAACAAAAGUCAAGACUCUUAGCAGCAACAGUGGCUGUAGGAGUCGCAAAAACUCUAUUCAUUUUAGUCGCAAUAUUACUUAUCGAUAAAGUUGGGAGAAAACCGUUGCUAUACGUGAGCACAAUUGGAAUGACCAUUUGUUUAGGCGGUUUAGCAAUCAGUCUUUCUUUGUUCAGAGGAACUACUCUCGGUGUGGCAUUGGCCAUUCUAUCUGUGUGUGGGAACGUAUCUUUCUUUUCAAUUGGAAUCGGGCCAGUUUGCUGGGUUAUAACGUCAGAAAUCUUUCCAUUAAGACUUCGAGCCCAAGCAUCCGCAUUAGGGGCGGUAGGAAAUAGAGUAUGUAGUGGUGUCGUGGCAAUGUCUUUCCUAUCGGUUUCUCGUACCAUUUCAAUGGCAGGGACAUUUUUCAUAUUCACUGUGAUUUCAUUUUUGUCUGUUGGUUUUGUUUACAAACUGGUACCCGAGACAAAAGGGAAGUCUCUGGAGCAGAUUGAGUUGUUGUUUCAGAAGGAUCGAAAUUGGCAAGAAGAGGAAGUCGAGCUAUCGGAUACCCAGCAGCUGGUGCAGCAGAAAAGCGAUCCUAUGGCCAUUUGAGAAACAUUUAGUCGUAAUGACAUAUACUAUAGGAAGCUGUACAUUGAUGGUCAUAUUUUUUUUGUCUUGGAGAAGGCAUGGCAUUGUGUUAUUGAUUUUGUAUUAUUAUCACAAAAAUACUUUGAUAAAGAGAAUACAUCGACACAUGCAUGUAGAAGACAGUAGGCAUAUUCUGUUACUUAUAGAGAUUUAAAUAUCUUUUGGGCUAUUAUAUCUUUUUGGUUUAA